CUUUUAUAAAUCCUAACCUAUAAUUAGUAGGCAAAGGUCACGAGUGCUGUACAGGUAUCGGAAAAAGUUCCGUUGGGUGAAGAAUACCAUAAGAAGCAGGAUAGUCGUUGGAACCGUAUCGCGUCACGCAAUCUGUUAGCGGAAGGUUGAAAUCAGAAUCCGAACGGUAGACUGAUUAUUUGAAGCUAAUAAACUGUCAGAAACAGUCUGUACCGAUUUUUACUUCCGGCCUUCGCUAACAAACUUCAAAUAAUCACCAUGGGAUUACAUCCGGCAAGUUCGAGCGAUGACGACUAUAACACGACCGAUAUGGGCAAUGCUCACAACUGCGUGGCCUGCGUUCACCCAGACUCAGCCGAUGAUCUUGUAGCCUGUGACCGGUGUGACAGUUGGUGGCACUACUCAUGUGCCGGAGUGGACGAUGGAGUAAAAAAUCACCAAUGGGUGUGUGCCAAAUGUGCCAACGUUCCGACGAAAGCUUCUUCGAUCCGAACUACAUCUUCCGUCCGGAAAGCGAGGUUGGAGCUAGAGCUAAAGCGCCUGGAGGAAGAGAAGGAACUAGAAAGAAGAUUUAUAGCAGCGAAAUACCGAGCCCUAGAGGAAUCGCUUCAAGAAGAAGAAGGCGAAAAGGAAAGCUUACGAUUGCGGGAAAGCGAUCCUGAUCCAGCUGAAAAACAGAAAAGCAUCGUCAACUGGGUAACCGAGCAAACGGAAUCUGUUUUAGAGGGUGUAGCUGGUGUGACAAAACAACUGAAACAUCAACCCGAGCGCAUAACGGUAGCACCAGAGAAACCAAACGACCAGGUAUAUCUUGAAAAUCCUUUUGUUGCCACAGAAAAGGAUCCAACGAGUAGGAAGAGACUGAUGUCGAAUGCCUUCCAUCAGCUUGAGAAACAGCUCCAUUCAUGCCAAGAACAAGAUAAUUUAUCUUCCGAACAACUUCUGGAAUUGCAAGACCAGUUGCGUCUAUGCCAAAUUCAUCUAACAGAAAACAAUACGCAAUCAACUAGGGCUGCUGAUGUGACUUUGCCGCAAGUUAAAUUACAACCGUCGACGCAACCGAAACCCAAACCAACGGGAACCAAACCGAAGGCAUCGCCGCAUUUCCUUUCUAAAACAACAAAGCUGAAGGACGGCGCACUUCUGAACGAAGCAGUCAUGGUCGCAAGUAACCUACGGAAGCAAAAAGGACCUCCUCAAAUAUCGCCUCGGGUCCCUGUUGGACAGGAGAUGACGGAACACGCGGUGACAGUCUGUGCGGUACCAUCUCAGCAACAACUAGCCACUCGACAGAUGCUUCCACGUGACUUGCCUAUCUUUUCUGGAAAUCCAGCUGACUGGCCGGUGUUUAUAAGUCAGUACAAUUACACCACGGAAGCCUGCGGAUUCAGCCCAGGUGAAAAUAUGAUACGUCUGCAACGCUGCUUGAAGGGGCCGGCGUGGGAAGCAGUCCGCAGCAGACUAAUGCUGCCAGCUUCCGUGCCGCACGUCAUAGAGGCUCUUAGGAUGCGCUACGGUAGACCCGAACUUCUUAUAGAAUCUUUGAUUCAGAAGCUGAAAGAAACUGCUCCACCCAAAGCUGAUAAGCUGGACACUCUGAUUGAUUUUGGAACCAAGGUACAAGCGCUGUGUGAUCACGUCGAAGCAGCUGACAUGGUAGAACACCUGGCCAAUCCUACUUUGAUGAGAGAACUUGUCAGUAAGCUACCAGCCGAUUACAGAAUGAAAUGGGCCAGCUAUCGCAGAUCUGGAGGAACGGUGAACUUAAGGAUGUUCGGAAAUUUUAUGGAGGAGGUGGUGAUUGAUGCAUACAGCGUAACUUCCUACUCCGAAGAACAGCGGUCACUUUCGAAGCGUGAGAAGAUCAAACCUGAUCAGAGCUUGGUACACGCCGAUACCGGGGGGAGUGUUGAGAACCAUCAAUCCCAUGUAUUGGACCAUGGCGUGUUUCGCGAACGAAAUCAAAUUAUGUGUGCAGCAUGCAACCAAGAAGGGCACCGCUCAAAGGAUUGCCGAACUUUUUUGAACUUGAGCGUUGAUGCUCGGUGGAAGCUAGUUCAAAAACUAGGACUUUGUAGAACCUGUCUGUUCGACCAUGGACGCCGGACCUGCAGGAAUCCAAACCGCUGUGGUGUAAACGGGUGUGAAGCAAGACACAAUCCACUUCUCCAUAGCACGAGAACAGAGUCGCUUUCCGGAUCGACACCGAAUGGCUCAUCGACAUCCGUGGUACAUCAUAUCCAUGAAUCGCUUCAUCUAUCACUUCUUUUUCGGAUCAUUCCUGUAACGCUCUACAACGGCGAUAAUUCCAUUUCUACAUUUGCCUUUGUGGAUGAGGGGUCUUCCCUUACAAUGGUAGAGACUGAACUUGCAGACCAAUUGGGUUUGAAAGGACACUACAAACCCCUGUGCCUGAAGUGGACAGCCAACGUUACCCGUACUGAAAGUGAAUCAAGACGUGUGGAUGUAGAAAUAUCUGGACCUGGUCAAUCUAAACGAUUUGUAAUGUCAAGUGUCGGAACCAUACAAGCAUUGGAACUACCGAUCCAGAGCCUGCCAAUUGAGGCACUGAAGCAACGGUUCAAGCAUCUCCGAGGGCUGCCAAUCCAGGGUUACGCUGACGCGAUUCCUCGUGUACUAAUUGGUGUUGACAACUUAAAGCUCGUUCUACCCUUGAAAGCUCGCGAGGGAAGUGAAGGACAACCAAUAGCAGUACGCACUAGGCUUGGCUGGAGCGUAUACGGCGGACAGCGUGAUAAUAAGUUGCCGACUUUCAACUACCACAGUUGUGAGUGCGAUAAUGAAACGGCGAUGAACGAUAUCCUGAAAACGUAUUUUGAUCUGGAAGAAACCGGAGUAAAGCCGUCGAAGAAUUUAUUGAGCGCUGAGGAUGAAAGAGCACUACGUUUGCUGGAGGAAACCACAAAGUUUGUAGGAAACUGCUACGAGUCUGGGUUACUGUGGAGAUAUGAUCACAUCGAGCUCCCAAACAGUUACUCCAUGGCCCUCGGAAGGUGUCGGUGUCUCGAAAAGAAAAUGGCCAAGGAUCCUGCAAUGAAACGAAGUAUUUUUAAACAAAUAGAGGAUUAUCAACAAAAAGGUUACUGCCAUCGUGCUACUCCGGAGGAAUUGAAGUCCUUUGAUCCACGACGUACAUGGUUUUUGCCGUUAGGAGCCGUCACCAAUCCCAAGAAACCGGGAAAGGUGCGCUUGGUUUGGGACGCCGCUGCCAAAGCUGAGGGAAUAUCGCUCAAUUCGAUGCUUUUGAAAGGACCCGACCAAUUGAGCUCACUUCCAAACGUACUCUUUCGCUUCCGACAGUAUCCCGUAGCGGUUUGCGCCGAUAUCAGGGAAAUGUUUCACCAGAUUCGCAUCCGCGAGGUGGACAGAUGCUCUCAGCUAUUCCUGUGGCGAACCAAUCCUGAUAAUCCCCCUGAUAUUUUUGUAAUGGAUGUUGCGACAUUCGGGUCAACGAGCUCUCCAGCGACAGCCCAGUUCGUGAAGAACAUAAACGCGCAGAGAUUCGCAGACCAAUAUCCGACUGCUGUAGAGAACAUCGUUUCUGCACAUUAUGUAGAUGAUUAUUGUACCAGCUUUGCGACUGUGGAGGAAGCGCAACAGAUUUCGAACCAGGUUCGCAAGAUCCAUCAACACGGGGGAUUCGAGCUGCGCAAUUUCUGUUCAAACGACAUGAAAGUCCUGCGUUACCUAGGGGAACAAGAAAAGAAUGCAGUUAAAGAUUUGAAUCCUCUAAAAGGAAAUACUGCUGAACGCGUGCUCGGAAUUUUAUGGGGAACAGAGCAAGAUCAACUUUUUUUUCCUACCAUCAUGUCAGAUGAGAUGACCCAGCUAAUCGAAACGAAAAAUAGGCCUACUAAGCGUUUAAUAUUAAAAUGUGUUAUGACACUCUUCGACCCCUUAGGACUAUUAGCCCCCUAUUUGGUCUUCGGAAAAAUGCUGGUCCAGGAAGUUUGGAGAAAAGGCUUCGGGUGGGACGAUUCCGUAGAUGAUGAAAUUUAUUCUUCGUGGGAAAAAUGGACGGCCCUGUUAGCCCAUAUCAAAGAUAUUCGAAUUCCCCGGAGUUAUUUCGACGAGGCAGCUGAGGUAGUUGAACUACACACCUUCGUAGAUGCGAGCGAGAGUGCAUGCGCUUGUGUCAGCUACUUCCGCUUCGUAGACUCUUUCGGAAAGGUGCAAAUCGCAUUGGUCGCGGGCAAGAGCAAAGUUGCACCACUUAAACCAUGGUCUGUGCCCCGCUUGGAAUUACACAGCUGCCUAAUGGGCGCACGCUUAACUCGUUUUGUUCAAGAAGGCCACUCCAUACGUAUCAUCAAGCGAACGCUUUGGACAGAUUCCCGAACAGCAAUGAGCUGGAUAAACGGAGACCCUCGAAAAUAUACACGAUUCGUAGCCUUCCGACUCACAGAAAUAACAGAACUCACGCAGCGAAGUGAAUGGAGAUGGGUACCAUCUAGGAUGAACCCAGCCGACGAAGCCACAAAGUGGAGUAAGACAUCACGUUCCUCGAACCAUGGCAUUUGGUUUACCGGCCCUGCGUUCCUGAAACUCCCCGAAAAAGAAUGGCCAGAGCAAAAGGUGGCUUUGGAGAAUGAAACGGUUGAAGAGUUACGUAGCUGUCACAUUCACCUAGAAGAUUCAAUUCCACAAAAAAUUAUCGACGUUAACCGUUUCUCUAAGUGGAAUCGGCUAUUACGCACCAUGGCUUAUGUUUUCCGCUUUAUCAGGAACGCCAAAUCUCCGGAACAACGAACCAUAGGAUGCUUGAAACGGUAUGAGCUGGAAGUAGCGGAAAAUGCCCUCUUUAAACUGACACAAUGGGAAGUUUUUUCCGACGAAAUGGCCGUUUUAACGAAAAAUCAAAAAAGUUCCUUCGAUCAGUGCUUGCAAAUUGCAAAGAAUAGUAGCCUCUACAAACUUACACCAGCCAUCGACUCCAGUGGCUUGCUGAGAAUGGACAGUAGAAUCGGUUCAGCACGCAACGUACCAAACGAUAUGAAACAUCCCAUCAUACUCCCUAAAAAUCACAAGCUGACGUUCCUGAUAUUAUCCUAUUACCAUUGUAAAUUCAACCAUGGUAAUAGCGAAACCGUAGUAAAUGAAGUCAGACAACGAUUCUACAUUCCGGCUCUACGACAACAAGUCAAAUUGGUUUGCAAGAAAUGUCAGCAUUGUCGGAUCUACAAAUGUCGACCUGUCGCACCCAGAAUGGCUCCACUUCCCUCUGCUAGGAUGUCACCCCAGGUCCGCCCUUUUUCCUACGUGGGCCUUGACUACUUUGGCCCCCUUUUGGUCAAAGUCGGUAGAAGUCAAGUCAAAAGGUGGGUGGCGCUGUUUACCUGCCUUACUAUCAGGGCCGUUCAUUUGGAAGUUAUCUUCAAUUUGUCAACUGAGUCCUGCAUAUUCGGUAUCCGGCGAUUUAUUAGUCGCAGAGGAGCUCCUGUGGAAUUUCAUACCGAUAACGGCACAAACUUCCAGGGCGCGGAGAGAGUUUUACGCGAACAAAUCAAUGCGGGGCUUGAAUCGACCUUUACUAAUACUCAAACAGCUUGGCACUUCAUUCCCCCAGGUGCCCCUCAUAUGGGUGGUGCCUGGGAGCGAAUGGUCCGAUCGAUUAAAACGGCAAUGAUAGAGGCUUAUAGCGAGAAUCUGGACGACGAACGCCUCUACACGGUGUUAGUGGAAGCAGAAUCUAUCGUCAACAGUCGUCCACUUACUUAUUUGCCCUUGGAAUCGAGUUAUAGUGAAGCUAUUACCCCGAACCACUUCCUUCUGGGUAGUUCAAGUGGCAUUCGUCAACCGACAACAGAAAGAAAGAUGAAUAGUAACUUGUUGAGUCGCUCGUGGGACAUCGUUCAGCGACAAUUGGAUACGUUUUGGACGCGAUGGAUUCGCGAAUAUCUACCAACUUUAACAAAGCGCACGAAGUGGUUCGAAGACACGAAGGCAAUCCAGAAUGGUGACUUAGUUGUCGUAAUAAACGAUGCAAGGCGUAACGGUUGGGCUAGAGGACGUGUGCUUGAGGUGAUUCCCGCUGAAGGAGGUAGAGUAAGGAGAGCCAUCAUACAAACAUCGACUGGUGUGUAUAUGAAACCUGUUUCUCGAUUGGCCGUAUUAGAAGUACAGAACAGUGGAACCCAUACUAAAUCCGGAUUCCACCGGGGGGAGGAUGUGGCUGCGUCGGCAGGCGAGUCUAAAAUUAUGAGUGCACCUGUGGAUGUCAUCUCUCCUGACGUUUCGCUGCCGCUAGAAGAAGAGUAGUAAUUUCAAACGUAGAAGAAAAGAAGGAACCAUUUUUUCGUGUGCUCGUUUUUUAACGCUUUUAAGUAUCGGAUACAAAUUGUUAUCAGUUUAGCAGUUCAUAUAGAGUAGAAGUAGUGUAGCUUGUACUUUCAAUCCACAGUGAUUAGGGUUCGAUUCAAAUCCAGUUAUUAGACUGAGUAAGUUACAGAAUCUUUGCAUAUUUCAUCCUUUUAUAAAUCCUAACCUAUAAUUAGUAGGCAAAGGUCACGAGUGCUGUACAGGUAUCGGAAAAAGUUCCGUUGGGUGAAGAAUACCAUAAGAAGCAGGAUAGUCGUUGGUAAAUAUUCGGAUUUGCUAUUUUUAUCGUAAAAUUCAGAAAUUAUAAUAUCCCCUAUUAUCAGGAACCGUAUCGCGUCACGCAAUCUGU
Uranotaenia lowii is the source of this 6688-nucleotide messenger RNA. RefSeq lists its product as uncharacterized. Gene Ontology annotation, biological process: DNA integration. The transcript is spliced from 3 exons. The coding region runs from base 259 to 6279 and encodes 2006 amino acids. Gene Ontology annotation, molecular function: nucleic acid binding; zinc ion binding. The record is from RefSeq and is a predicted model, not a curated record. NCBI's taxonomy places the organism in Eukaryota, Metazoa, Arthropoda, Insecta, Diptera, Culicidae.